CCGGCAGUCUUUUCCGGCCCCCGCGCCCCCGCCGCGCGUAGCGGACCCCACAGCUUGCGGGGAUCCACCCCCGGCGGCUGCGUCCCGUGGGUGGUGAGUGAGAACCCCGCUGCGACUAACCAAGGGGCCACUGAACUCAUUUGUGGCUUCCUUUGCCUGGGCUCAGCCAUGGCCAGCGAGAACUCACCUCUGCUGGCCUACAGGCUCCUGGGGGAUGAGGGGUCUGCCUUCCCUGCCUCUGGAGUUGGAGGUCCUGGAGGGCCGUCCCCCCGGAAGCUCUCCACCUUCCUGGGUGUCGUGGUGCCCACUGUCCUGUCCAUGUUCGGUAUAGUUGUCUUCCUGAGGAUUGGGUUCGUGGUGGGCCACGCUGGGCUGCUGCAAGCCUUGGCCAUGCUCCUGGUUGCCUACUUCAUCCUGGCCCUCACUGUCCUCUCUGUCUGUGCCAUCGCUACCAAUGGAGCCGUGCGAGGGGGUGGAGCCUACUUCAUGAUCAGCAGGACUCUGGGGCCCGAGGUUGGGGGCAGCAUUGGCCUCAUGUUCUACCUGGCCAAUGUCUGCGGCUGUGCUGUCUCCCUGCUGGGACUGGUGGAGUCAGUGCUUGACGUCUUUGGGGCAGAUGCCACAGGGCCCAGUGGGAUCCGGGUCCUGCCCCAGGGUUACGGCUGGAAUCUGCUCUAUGGCUCCCUGCUCCUGGGCCUUGUGGGUGGUGUGUGCACAUUGGGAGCUGGCCUCUAUGCCCGCGCCUCCUUCCUGACAUUCCUGCUGGUCUCUGGUUCUCUGGCCUCAGUGCUGGUCAGCUUUGUGGCGGUGGGCCCAAAGGACAUCCACUUAACUCCUCGGCCUGGUACCAAUGGCUCCUCGCUGCCACCCCGGUUCGGCCACUUCACUGGCUUCAAUAGCAGCACCCUGAAAGACAACUUGGGCGCUGGCUAUGCCGAGGACUACACCACAGGGGCCAUGAUGAAUUUUGCCAGCGUCUUUGCUGUCCUUUUUAAUGGCUGCACAGGCAUUAUGGCUGGGGCCAAUAUGUCAGGGGAGCUAAAGGACCCCAGCCGCGCAAUUCCUCUGGGCACAAUCAUCGCUGUUGUCUACACCUUCUUUAUCUACAUCCUGCUUUUCUUCCUCUCYAGCUUCACCUGUGACAGGACCCUAUUGCAGGAAGACUAUGGGUUCUUUCGAGCCAUCAGCCUGUGGCCUCCRCUGGUGUUGAUUGGCAUCUAUGCCACGUCACUGUCAGCCUCCAUGAGCUCACUCAUCGGUGCCUCCCGCAUCCUGCAUGCCCUGGCCCAGGAUGACCUCUUUGGAGUGAUCUUGGCUCCAGCCAAGGUUGUGUCCGGAGGGGGGAACCCCUGGGGUGCUGUCCUGUAUUCUUGGGGGUUAGUACAGCUGGUGCUUCUGGUAGGGAAGCUGAACACCUUGGCUGCCGUGGUGACUGUCUUCUACUUGGUAGCCUAUGCUGCAGUGGACCUGUCCUGCCUGAGCCUGGAGUGGGCCUCUGCCCCCAACUUCCGCCCCACCUUCAGCCUCUUCUCCUGGCACACCUGCCUCCUGGGGGUGGCCUCCUGCCUGCUCAUGAUGUUCCUCAUCAGCCCUGGGGCUGCCGGCGGCUCCCUGCUUCUCAUGGGCCUGCUCUCUGCCCUGCUCACGGCACGAGGAGGCCCCAGCAGCUGGGGCUACGUCAGCCAGGCCUUGCUCUUCCACCAGGUGCGGAAGUACCUGCUGCGCCUGGACGUCCGGAAGGAGCAUGUGAAAUUCUGGCGGCCCCAACUGCUGCUCCUGGUGGGGAACCCCCGGGGUGCCCUGCCUCUGCUGAGGUUGGCCAACCAGCUCAAGAAGGGAGGGCUCUAUGUGCUGGGCCAUGUCAUCCUGGGAGAUCUUGAUUCCCUGCCUUCAGACCCUGUACAGCCACAAUACGGGGCAUGGUUGAGCCUGGUGGACCAGGCCCAAGUGAAGGCCUUCGUGGACCUCACCCUGGCAUCCUCUGUGCGCCAGGGGGCUCAGCAUUUGCUGCGAAUCUCGGGCCUUGGCGGCAUGAAGCCCAACACGUUGGUCCUAGGUUUCUAUGAUGAUGCUCCCCCACAGGACCAUUUCCUCACAGACCCAGCAUUCUCUGAGCCUGCGGAUGGCACCAGGGAGGGUGGGUCUCCUGCCCUGAGCACCCUGUUCCCCCCACCCCGGGCUCCUGGGAGCCCCCGGGCUCUCAGCCCCCAGGACUAUGUGGCCACCAUGGCAGAUGCCCUCAAGAUGAACAAGAAUGUGGUUCUGGCCCGGGCCUGUGGGGCCUUGCCCCCAGAGCGGCUGAGCCGGGGGUCCUGGAGCACCGCUCAGCUUCAUCAUGUGGACGUGUGGCCCCUCAACCUGCUGCGGCCCCGGGGUGGGCCUGGCUAUGUGGAUGUGUGUGGCCUCUUCCUGCUGCAGAUGGCGACCAUCUUAGGAAUGGUGCCUGCCUGGCACAGUGCCCGGCUCCGGAUCUUCCUGUGCUUGGGGCCUCAGGAGGCCCCUGGGGCGGCUGAGGGGCGACUCCGGGCACUGCUGAGCCAACUGAGGAUCCGGGCUGAGGUGCAGGAGGUGGUGUGGGGUGAGGGUGCUGGGGCUGGGUCGCCAGAGGAGGAGGAGGAAGGGGACUUUGUGAACGGUGGGCGGGGUGAAGCUGAAGCCGAGGCCCUGGCCUGUAGCGCCAACACCCUGGUGCGGGCCCAGCAGGGUCAAGGCUCUGGAGGAGGGCCUGGGGGGCCUGAGGGUGGGGACCAAGGUCCUGCCACAGCCCUUACCUUCCUGUACCUGCCUCGGCCGCCUGCUGAUCCUGCCCGAUACCCCCGCUACCUGGCACUGCUGGAGAUACUGAGUCGCGACCUGGGCCCCACGCUGCUCAUUCAUGGUGUCACCCCUGUCACCUGCACUGACCUCUGAGGCUCUAGGUGGCUAGUGAAAGCCCUUGCUCAUCCUGAUUAACGGACGAUCCGCCUCCCACUGGCCGGGACCUUGGGUCAUAGAACCUAGCAGAUGUUUUAAGCAGAUGCUGAGUUCUGGAUGGCCCAGUGUUCUUUGAGAGAGGGACCUAGUGCACUAAUGCUGGGUAGCUGUCCCCACUGAGCAGGGGUCAGCAUCUGCAGCCCUUCUCCCCAGCUGGGCUUCUCCCUUCACUGGUGCCUUGACGGGAGGGGCUGGUCUCCUCUGCGACUCUAGGCUACCUCAGUGUCCCCAUCCUCGUGACAGACACACUGGCCCCUGGGGUGGUGAUGUUCUAGUUCUGUUUUAUUUUUCUAACUCUGCUGACCAUGAAUAAAAGACCGAAACACUAA
This is a messenger RNA of Urocitellus parryii (Arctic ground squirrel), 3302 nucleotides long. It is a transcript of the gene Slc12a9, whose product is annotated as solute carrier family 12 member 9. The record is from RefSeq and is a predicted model, not a curated record. Gene Ontology annotation, biological process: chloride ion homeostasis; cell volume homeostasis; chloride transmembrane transport. NCBI's taxonomy places the organism in Eukaryota, Metazoa, Chordata, Mammalia, Rodentia, Sciuridae. Gene Ontology annotation, cellular component: membrane. Gene Ontology annotation, molecular function: potassium:chloride symporter activity.